Messenger RNA from Thamnophis sirtalis, 1370 nucleotides. The record is from RefSeq and is a predicted model, not a curated record. NCBI's taxonomy places the organism in Eukaryota, Metazoa, Chordata, Lepidosauria, Squamata, Natricidae.
GGCAGUGAAGCGACUGGACGAAGCCCGGUGGUUUAAGGAGGUCCCCGAAGCCACACGGACAUCCCAGAAACAAGAGCUUCACAAAUCUUUAAGGUCCCUGAAUAACUUCUGCAGCCAAAUUGGGGAUGACCGUCCUAUUUCCUUUUGUCACUUCAGUUCCAACUCCAAAUUCUUGGCCACAGCUUGUUGGAGCGGGCUCUGUAAGAUAUGGUCGGUGCCGGAUUGCAAUCUCGUCCUCACUUUGCGAGGGCAUAACACCAACGUCGGCGCCAUCGUCUUCCACCCCAAAGCCACCAUCUCAUUGGACAAGAAGGACGUCAAUCUGGCGUCUUGCGGCGCCGAUGGCUCCGUCAAGCUCUGGAGUCUGGAAAGCGAUGAACCAGUGGCUGAUAUAGAAGGCCACACAGUGAGAGUGGCCCGGGUCACAUGGCAUCCCUCUGGCAGAUUUUUGGGCACCACAUGCUAUGACCACUCCUGGCGUUUGUGGGACCUCGAGGCCCAGGAGGAGAUUCUCCACCAGGAAGGGCACAGCAAAGGGGUCUACGACAUCGCCUUCCAUGGCGAUGGCUCCUUAGCCGGCACCGGUGGUCUGGAUGCGUUUGGCCGCGUCUGGGACUUGCGCACCGGAAGGUGCAUUAUGUUCUUGGAAGGUCAUCUCAAAGAGAUCUACGGGGUCAGCUUUUCCCCGAACGGGUACCACAUCGCCACUGGCAGUGGAGACAACACCUGUAAAGUUUGGGACCUUCGCCAAAGGAGGUGCAUUUACACCAUCCCCGCCCAUCAGAACCUGAUCACCGGAGUGAAAUUCGAACCGAAUCACGGCAACUUCCUGCUGACUGGGGCCUACGACAACACGGCCAAGGUGUGGACCCACCCAGGCUGGUCUCCCUUGAAGACCUUGGCUGGACACGAGGGCAAAGUCAUGGGCUUGGACAUCUCCAUGGACGGGCAACUGAUUGCCACCUGCUCCUACGACCGGACCUUCAAGCUCUGGAUGGCAGAAUAAGCAGGGUAUUUCCACCCAUCCGAAACCUUCUCCUCGCCACCUGGGGGAUUUACCUGGGUUUUAUGUCAGGGGGAGAUCCGAUCACAACUGGCCUUGCAGAGUCCAUCCUCUUCCUCCUCCUCCUUCUGUUAUGCCGGCCAGCCCAGGUGAUAAAAGGUUGCAAACCACCCCCCUGCUUUUGCUGGCCUUGGACGGACACACUUCUGGGAGAUCGGAGAGUCCCCCUCAAAUAGGUGGUCUUUGGACCUCUCAGUUUGGGACCGGAAUCGUUUUCUCUGUUGGGCAGAGACUUUUUUAAAAAAUCAGAAAAAAAAUAAGUGUAUUAAAAUGAAGUGGCUGCUUCUGUUUCAAAGCCUCCACCGGU